This is a messenger RNA of Chrysoperla carnea, 2507 nucleotides long. RefSeq names its product nucleolar transcription factor 1-A-like. The transcript is spliced from 3 exons. NCBI's taxonomy places the organism in Eukaryota, Metazoa, Arthropoda, Insecta, Neuroptera, Chrysopidae. The record is from RefSeq and is a predicted model, not a curated record. Bases 193 to 2265 code for a protein of 690 amino acids.
UGUAUUGACGGAUAACAGAAAUUUAUGUCUAGAAAAAACUUUUAAAAAAGGUUUUUUCUUAAAUAAAAAGGUUAAAAAUUAAAAUUAACCUAUGUGAAAAUCAAAUUAUUCAGUUAAUCGUAAAAUUAUUUUAGUGAAAAGCUAUUCCAGUGUUUUUUUUUGUGUAGUACAGUUUUAUGAAAAUUCGGAAUAAUGGGGCCUAAACGCAAACAUCAACAAGUACAACAAGAAUCUGAUACCGAAAUACCAAAAGCAAAGUCUUCGAAAAGUGGAUCGAAGAAAAAACGUCCCCGAAAAAAUAAAAAUGAUUCAAUUGUAAAGGAAGAGGAUUCAUCGGCGGGAAUAUUUGUUAAAGAUGAAGCAGAUGUAGGCAUUAAACCAGGUUUGAUUACGUCAGAUAACACGAAUGAUGAGGAAAAUCAUAUUGAGGAAAAUUUCUCGUAUGAAAAUAAUGACACAACUGUUGCAAGCGACGAUGUAGUUAUGCUAGAACCUAAAAUUGAACAAGAUUUACCCACAUGGCCCACAAAUGAUUUAGAAAUAUUAUUAGGAAAAAUUGAUGAAAUUUUACCUGAAAAGGAUAAUUUACGUUUUAAGUCACGUUUAGCAAAACUCGAUUGGGAGAGUUUACGAUUUGGGGAUUAUUCAAGUGAUCAGUGUCGUCAAAUGUGGGAGUUUGUACAAAAACAUGUACGAUGUUACCGACUACUUGGUGAGAUAAUUACUGAUGCCAAAGCAUGGGUAUCUCAUCCAUGGACAUCGUACAGAAAUAAUAAAAUAAAGCGUCAUCCAGAUAUGCCACGGCGUCCAUUAUCAUGUUACAUGAUUUAUUACAUGCGAAAUAAAACUAAGGUGCUAAAAAAGAAUCCAAAAAUGGAUAUGCCAACAUUAUCAAAGCAUAUCUCUGAAAUGUACAAAAAAUUAUCACCUGCCAAACGUGAGAAAUAUAUGAAAUUAGCGGAAGUACAACGAGACGAAUAUUUGGUAAAAUUGCGUGAAUUUUAUAAAAAACAUCCUGAAUUGGAGCCUAAAUCACAAAAACAAAAAAUGAUUGCGUUAAACGUUCCAAAAAAACCGUUUAAAUUAUAUUACGAUUCGAAAUUAAAGGAUGCCGACGAUAAAAUUGAUCGAAAUCUGUUUUUAAAAAAAUGCAAGAGAAAAUGGAAGAAUUUAAGCGACGAAAAAAAGUUCUACUGGAUAGAUUUAGCGUUAUCACAAACUGGCAAAAACGCAGAUACGGAUACAGAUGCGAACGACGAAUAUAAAAAGAAAAUGCAGAAUUUAUUAACCAAGGAAGAACGACAUCUAAAAGAAAAGAUUGCUGGAAAACCCGAUAAACCACCAUUAUCAGCAUAUGCUUUAUUUUCAAAGAAUCUUAUAGGAACAGAACGAAUUCAAGGGAUUAAUCCAAAAGAUCGUAUUGCAGCGAUUGCCCAAGAAUGGAAAAAAUGUACUGAACAGGAAAAAGAAUCGUGGAAACAAAAACUGAUGGAGUUAAUCGAUCAAUAUAAAAAAGAUUAUUCGGCAUAUAUCGAAUCGUUAACAGAGGAGGAACGAUUAUUGGAACUUCUAAACAAUCAACCAAAAUCACGAAAGAAAAGCACCAAAGAAAAGGAAGAUGAAGAUGCUGGAGCUUCACCUGAAGGUACCAAUGAUCCACCAUCCCCUGUCUAUGCAUCUACUAGUAAAAUGCCAGAGAUACUACCAAAUGUAACUAACCAUAAAAAAAAACGAAAGCAAUCAACUAAUUCGGACGUUAUCGAGACUCUCGAAAAUAAUGUACUUGAAGAACCAGCUACACCAUUGGCUACACUCCUUCCGGAUGAACCUGAAUCCCCACCAGCAAAACCAAUUGAAUUAUAUGCAAAAGAAUUGAAAAAUAAAACGAAAUCAAAAAAAUCUGUUCAAGAUUUAUGGAAUGAAUUAUCAAAUCAAGAGCAGGAGAAAUAUCGAAAGAGAUUGGACAAAUUAAAAAAUACGUAUAUUAUCAAGUAUGAGAAAUUCUUGAAGGGUUUGACGCCCGAUGAGUUAAAAUUAUAUUCAAGAAUGAAAACAUCACGAUCAAAGGCCGCUGAAAAUGAAAGUGAAUCAGAAUCCGCUGAUGAAGACGAGUCCGAAGAAGAUUCUGACGAUGAAGAUGAAGAAAAUGUGGAAGAGCGUGUGAAAAAAGAAGUUAAGAGUGAGGAUGAAGAUUCAGCUAAAUCGGAAGGUGAAGCUGCAAGUAGCUCUGAAGAAGAGGAUGAUUCAGAUGAUUCUAGUGAUUAGUGAACCUUUCAAAAUUUCAGUAAAGUAAUAUCCUAUAGUUAUAAGUAUUUUUGUAUUAAUUUUCUUGACAAGAAUUUAAGUUCCCUCUGAGAAAUCGCCACGCCACCUUCAUCUAUUUUUAUCCGAUACGUUAUUUUCUGAUCUAGUCGAAAAAUAUUUCAAAUAAUUUUGUAGCUAAAUUGAGCGUUGCGAUUUCUUAAGUAACUUAAAGAAUUCAAUUUUUUUAAUUUUAAUUAAAUCAG